GGGGGAGCGGGAAAUCGCGCGCGCCGGCAGCAGUCGAGGUCCGCGGUGCGCAAGUACUUUGGAGGGGGAUAUUGUAAGAGGGAUGGUCGAAUGAGCGUGCGUCGUCUUCGGCUUACGCUGCCGUCGGACAGAUCAUGUCUGGGGCCAGAGGCAGCAGUCGGCCCAGUCGCGCCACGCCGGCCAUCCUGACGCGCGCCAAGCGCCGCCGUCCGGAACACAGUCCGCCUCCGGCCAUGGAGGUGCAGCUCGGCGCGCAGUUGGGCGAGGCCGAGUGGGUCUCGCCGGCCGGCAGCCAAACCAGCACGGCCUCCAGCACCGCCUGCAGCGCGUCCGGCUCGGAGGACAUGCACUCGGACACCAGCCAGGCAUUCCUGGCCGGCUUCGACAGCCAGUGGAAGCGCCAGCGCGCCUGUACCCCGCCUCCCGCCACAUGGUCCAAGUUUCGCGAGCAGCAGGUGAUGCCGCCACAGGUGCGGCAGCGCGUGCCGCCACUGCCCGAGCUGCGCUGGACUGAGGUCGAGGACCUGUGGACCAGCAUGCGCGCCAAGGAUUACAGUUACCGGCGCGACGCGGCGCUCAUGACGCACCACCCGGCGCUCAAGCCGCACAUGCGCGCCAUUCUCAUCGACUGGCUCAUCGAGGUGUGCGAGGUGCACCGGCUACACCGCGAGACGUUCCACCUGGCUGUCGACUUCCUGGACCGCUACCUCAGCCGCACACGUGACCUGCCCAAGUCGCAGCUCCAGCUCGGGGGCAUCACGUGCCUGAUGAUCGCCUCCAAGCUGGAGGAGAUCUACCCGCCGAAGGUGGCCGACUUCGCGUAUGUCACCGACGGCGCCUGCACGUCCGAGGACAUUCAGGACAAGGAGCUGGUCAUCAUGAAGAUUUUGAAUUGGUCUUUAUCACCAAUUACUCCACAGCAUUGGCUGGGAACAUAUUUACAGCUUACAAAUAUGGAAGAGAACAGAUUUGGUAAGUUUCGGACCCUUCAGGCCACGGCGAGGCUGUUGACGGCUGAGGAGUUCACGUGCGCACAGUUCUCGAGCCUGCAGUUCGUGCAGGUGUGCCAGCUGCUGGACCUGGCCGUCAUGGACGUGGGCUCGCUGGCCUUCAACUACGGCGUACUGGCUGCGUCGGCCUUCUUCCACUUCACCAGGAACAGGGAGCUGACCGUGCGGAUAUCAGGCUACACAUGGCUGGAGCUGUCGCCCUGCGUCACCUGGCUCGGUCCGUUCUUCGUGACACUUCGGCCACACGUGCUGCCCCACGUGCCGCCGUUCGACCGCGUGCAGGAGGGCGACCGGCACAACAUCCAGAUCCACGCCGUCAAUCUGCAGAUUCUGGAGGAGGCCCAGAAGCGGUCGGCGGAGCAGGAGGAGGCCCACUGCCAGUCACCGGCGCAGCCACCCGCUCCACGGCCCUCCUUCCUCACCCCGCCCGACUCUGGUGGCCGCUCGCGGCACUGAGCGGGACCGGGGAGAGAGGAGGACGCGCCGAACGUCCUCGCCCCCCCCCCCUGCGAGGGCACGCACGCGACGAUAAUGCCCGCCCAGGCGUGGUCAGCGCCAUUUACGCUCAGCUACCGUCACUGCCAUCUAUCGUUGUUCGCCGUCAAUAGCUCGUGCGUCGGUCCCCUAGGCGACGCGAGUAUUUAUUGUAGCUCGUGACACGCGGCGCGCCGGUUAGAGUAGGCUGUCUGGGGUAUUGCUGCCGCCGAGCGGCGCCGGCCACUUCCAAAGAUCUCGGGGACGUCAGGAGGGUGUCCAGGGCUCCCGCGGCUCCUGUCGAAAUCUGCCGAUUGAACGCGUCGCGUGUGGCGUGCCGUUUUGAGCGAAUGGACACGGAGGCUGUCCUGUGCCAGGGUUCGGUCCCCUUACAAAAUUCAUGUAAUGCAUUGGGGCUGCUGCUGGCUCCUGGAUAGGCGGUUUUAUAGCAUGAUUUAGCGCAUCUUUAAUGAAAUGUCCCACUUUAGUAGGGCUGUCGGCUCUACUUUCCAGACAGGUUCGCUUGACGGUCACUGCCGCUUGCUCGAUUCAGGUCGUAGCCCUAGUAGUGGAAGUUGUGCGCGGCCGGUGUGGCCAACGCGCGCCCUAUGGGCCGCCUAUGUACAGCGGGGGCGGGGUCAUGUCGGCGGGGUCGACGCGUCGUGCGCGGCCGGGGUUUGUUUUGUUUUAUUUGCGUCGCCGCUCGCGCCGCGUUACCAGUGAUCUCUGGAGGUGCGGGGCGGCCCCGGCCCGGUGCCGCGCCGCUACGGCACACCGUCGUACCUGCUCGCGCUGGCAUUACGACCGCGACACGGUCCCACCGGGGGCUGGGGCUUGUCACCCCUCGGAGAGGCGCGUGGUUGUGACGGCGCCUGCGUUGCAGCGCCCGUGUCGACGCACCGGGGGAGGACGCGUGCCCCCGUCCCUGCUAGCCCCCCUGCGGGCUGCUGGACGGCGGAGCGUCGCGCU
Messenger RNA from Pollicipes pollicipes, 2453 nucleotides. RefSeq names its product G1/S-specific cyclin-E. NCBI's taxonomy places the organism in Eukaryota, Metazoa, Arthropoda, Thecostraca, Pollicipedomorpha, Pollicipedidae. The record is from RefSeq and is a predicted model, not a curated record.